CUACAAAAUAUUGUUUCUUAUUUUUAUAAUCUACUAUAUGCUGCUAAAUAGUUUUGUUAUAUUAAUAAAUUAAUAAUUAAAAACUAAUAAUCAAACCUUUUAAGGCAUUUUAGGUUUUAUGAUAUUUCAUUUUUGGUAGUCAGGAUGUCUGAGAGAAAAGUAUUAAAUAAGUAUUAUCCACCAGAUUUUGAUCCUUCAAAAAUUCCACGCAUGAAACUUCCAAAAAAUCGACAAUAUACUGUGCGCCUUAUGGCACCAUUUAAUAUGAGAUGUAAAACUUGUGGCGAGUAUAUAUACAAAGGAAAGAAAUUUAAUGCUCGUAAAGAAGAUGCAGAAAAUGAAGAUUAUUUAGGAAUACGUAUUUAUAGGUUUUACAUAAAAUGUACACGUUGCUUACAAGAAAUUUCUUUUAAAACCGACCCACAAAAUACAGAUUAUGAAAUAGAAGAAGGAGCUACGCGAAAUUUUAUGGCUUUAAAACUUGCACAAGAACAAGAAAAGAGAGAAGUAGAUGCUGAAAAGGAAGAAGAAGCUACAAAUCCAAUGAAGUUAUUGGAAAAUCGUACUCAACAAUCUAAACAGGAAAUUGAAUUAAUGGAGUCCUUGGAAGAGUUGAGAGAUUUGAAUAGACGACAAGGUAAUGUAGAUUAUGAUACAAUGUUAUUGAAAUAUAACCCUGCUGAGUUAAAAGAACAAAUUAAGCGUUUACAAGAGGAAGAAGAUGAAAAAACAGUUCAGAAUUUACUGGGUAUGAAGCGCAAGAUUGAUAAUGAUGUAGUUGAACCAUUGGAUGUUGAAAAUACUAAGAGCAAUAAUAAAAAGAUUGAUUUACUGACUUCAGUGAUACAACCUAGUGCAAAAAAAAAAGUGUCUAAACUUAAUUUAUUGAACUUGGUUAAAAUUAAUAAUGUAAGUACCAGUAAGCAGAAAGAGUCGGGUAAUUCAUUGUCAUUGAUUGGAAAUUAUUCCAGUAGUGAUGAUUCAAAUUAAAAAAACUUUGAAUUAAAUUUUCAAUUUAAUUAAAUCUUAUAUGUUAUAAGUUAUGGCUUUU
Messenger RNA from Sipha flava (yellow sugarcane aphid), 1051 nucleotides. RefSeq names its product coiled-coil domain-containing protein 94-like. Gene Ontology annotation, cellular component: U2-type catalytic step 1 spliceosome. Bases 145 to 990 code for a protein of 281 amino acids. The transcript is spliced from 2 exons. NCBI's taxonomy places the organism in Eukaryota, Metazoa, Arthropoda, Insecta, Hemiptera, Aphididae. The record is from RefSeq and is a predicted model, not a curated record. Gene Ontology annotation, biological process: mRNA splicing, via spliceosome.